Pristis pectinata (smalltooth sawfish) is the source of this 3355-nucleotide messenger RNA. It is a transcript of the gene rnaseh1, whose product is annotated as ribonuclease H1. NCBI's taxonomy places the organism in Eukaryota, Metazoa, Chordata, Chondrichthyes, Rhinopristiformes, Pristidae. Gene Ontology annotation, biological process: DNA replication, removal of RNA primer. The coding region runs from base 24 to 863 and encodes 279 amino acids. Gene Ontology annotation, molecular function: magnesium ion binding; RNA-DNA hybrid ribonuclease activity; nucleic acid binding. The record is from RefSeq and is a predicted model, not a curated record. The transcript is spliced from 8 exons.
AAUCAGGAGGAGCGCGCAGCCGGAUGUGGCGGUUGGGUGGCCUGGCGGCCGCGCUCGUCCACCACAUGAAGCGCCGGUUUUACUACGCGGUGCGGGCGGGGAGGAGCCCGGGGGUGUACGGGACCUGGGAUGAUUGUAAAAAGCAAGUCGACAAAUUUCCUAAUGCCAGUUUCAAGAAGUUUGCAACAGAAGAUGAUGCAUGGGCUUUUGUAGGUACUGCAGCUACAAGUUCACAAUCUGCAUCAACAGAAUGCAGUGGCCAAAGUAAGACUACUGAUGAGUCUGAACUACAGAACUCUAGUGGGGAAAAACAUUCACACAGUUUGUCUGAUGAUGACAAUGGGCCAUCCAGCAAAAGAUUCAGAAGUACAAAACCAUUCAUUGACUUGGAACAGAAGUUCACAUAUAUGGGAGACGCUGUUGCAGUUUAUACUGAUGGCUGCUGUUCAAGUAAUGGGCGGAAACAAGCUCAAGCUGGCAUCGGUGUGUACUGGGGACCUGGUCACUCUCUAAAUUUGAGUGAACGACUUUCAGGAAGACAGACCAACCAAAGAGCAGAAAUAGUUGCAGCUUGUCGGGCAAUUGAACAGGCAAAGGAACUCAAUAUUGAAAAACUGGUUAUUUUUACUGAUAGCAUGUUUACAAUUAACGGUAUUACAAAGUGGAUUAAAUCUUGGAAGACUAAUGGUUGGAAGCUUAGUUCGGGAGGAGCUGUAAUCAACAAAGAGGACUUCGAAAGACUUGACAAAUUGACUUCUGGUAUCAAUAUUGAAUGGAUGCAUGUACCAGGUCAUGCUGGUUUCACAGGAAAUGAAGCAGCAGACAGUCUUGCAAAGGAUGGAGCAUCCAAGCCGCUAUGCUGAUGAUCGCUGACAAGAAUGCACCAUCUAGUUUACCAGUUCUGCAAAGGUGCAAGCCUGAAGUGUGUGUGUCAAGCAAACUUAAUUUAAUCUUUUUUUGGUAAAACUUCAUAUUAUUGACUUAAAUACUGCAGGUAUUGCUGACAGUUCUUUAACCUUGUAUUAAUGGAGAGUUUGACCACUGUCACAUCCUACAUUGGCAAUUCAUAUUUGUUGAUUGUGGUGGCCAUUAUUUUCUGGUGAUUGAUUCAAAUUGUAGAUCGCAUAUCUGAAUUUCCAAUAUCCACUGCUAUUGUGCAAGAUUUCAUAUUAAUAAUAUAAUCAGAAGUAUGAAGGUUAGUUUUAACUAGGAUAGCAAACUUAUUUUCUCAGUCUCUCUGGGCUGCAUGGUCUCUAUUUAGGAGGCAUUCUGCUAAUUUUCUCUGAGACUCUCACUGCUCAUUUGAGGUAAGCAACAACUAAUAAGAGCAUUUUUACCUCAAUUCCCUUGGUGCCUGCAUGACAAAUGUUUUCACGUCAACGUGGCUUCCGGGAUUCGAGCCUGUUUCCUUUCUCCUUUUAUCACAGUGCAUCAUAUGUUAAGAGUGUUAGAUUAAGGUGCUCUGAAAGAAAAUGUGCAUUGUAAUUAGUUUUCAUCCAUUGACUUGAACUGUUGAGGUGCAGUUUUUUAAAUCUGGAUCAGUGUACAAGAAGUCAUAGUCUAAAUAAGUUAUGCUUAUAAUUUUUGGUACUAUUAAUUUUGAUAACCAUUUGCAUUGAGUUUAUUUUAGUAAGCAGUUUUGCUGCAGGAAUGCAUUUGUACAUAAACAAAUCACACAGGUUGAGUUGAUUUGUCUGUUUAGUGUGCAAGAUAUUUCAUUUCAAGGUGGAGAAACUGGCCAGACCAAGAUAGUCAAUUAACUUAUUUUGUGCAUAUAAUUGUUUUGUAAAACUAAGAUUGUACUGAAUAAAUUCUGUUCUAUUUUUUGUACAUCUUGAGGGAGUUUUUGCUCUCUUCAGAAACCCAAUAACAAUGAAAUAACUUGAGAACACAUUCUACUUUCAUUGCCUUAGAUAUUUCUGAGACAAUUGAAAUUUAAUGCUUUUUAACUCAAAGAAAAAAUGUACUUUUUGUUAUUAGUUUUCAUGCAUUGGCUUGAAAGCUGUCUUCCAGUACAGGUUCUUUUGAUUUUAACAAGAUGGGAAGAUAUCUGCAAAUUUUUAAUUGGAUUAACUUGACACAAUAUACAGUUAAAAUCUGAUUUAGUCAAUUGGAUUUCUGACCAAUGCAAAUUAAAUGUAUGCUGAUGUUGGAGCUAACUCCUCAACCUUUUUUAUCAUGGGCAAACGUAUCACUGGUUAUGUGCAUUUAUAGCAUUUAGCUUGAAUUUAAAGGUCCCUGGUCCUUCAAUUCUGGAAUCCACCACUGAUUCUAGCAUUUAGGCAUCCAAAACAGUUUUUUUUCCAAAUUUAUUUAGUGACAUUCUCUGGAAUGGUUCUGCCUGGGUUGGGGAAUUUUCAGUGAUAUGCUACAAAUGCAGGGAAUGAAGUCAUUCUAUGGAAGCAAGGAAGGAAAACCUGCUGCAGUCAUGGCAGGUUUCUUGCAGGUGAUUCCUCAAACAAGACCUGUUUCUUCAUCCUCCAUUGGAAAAUGUUGCCCUCUUCCACCCCACAUCCUCAGCAGGAUUUGAGACUUUGCCCAUCAAAAUCACUUCUACCUCAUCAGAUAUGUAUCCUCAUGUAGUUGACCUCUGCUGGUGUUUGUAGUAAUUAUAUUGCAGUUGGGGCACUCCAUUGAGGUUGCAGACAGAAAUAAAAGUAAGCCCCUAGAUAGAGUUAGGAAGUUGUUAAGACAAACAGUACAAAUGAGUUAAAUCAGCAAGGUCAGCAAUUCAACCAAAAAAUUUAAGUUAGUUUCACCCCUGCAUGUGGACCAUGUGGAAGGUAUUUCAGUGGAAGUUUCUUUAGUGUUGUUAGCUUGGCUGAGUUUUUCCCAGUAGCUUCAAAUGCAUUUGUUUUUAGCAUGAAUUAUUAUAGGUUCAUGGCACCACUGCCUGCAGGUCAGUUUUUCUUUUAGACACAAACAGAAAUAUUGAAUGCAUGAAUAGAAUAAACAUUGAUUUGAGUAUAUGCAACUAAUGAUAAUGAGAUCUGGAAGUCCAUUGUUCCUUUUAAAUGAAGAGCCCUUGAAAUCUUGCAGUACAAAUCCUUGGAAUUGAAGUGAAAUGACAGUGGUUUAUAAGCAAAGGAAACACUCGGUGCCUAGCACAGAGAUGAUGAGAGAAAGUGAGAGAUGGAUUGAGCUAAAUGCUCAUUGACAAUAAAAGUUAUGGUGGGGAAUAAGUUCAGAAUAUGGUUACAGGCAACCCACCCUGGUGUUAUGGCUGUUGGGUAAUGGAAAUUCAUCCUUGUGGAAUUCACAAAUCAAUACCUAAAAAUUUGAGAUGAGGAAUAAAAUUUUCUCUUAUAUAAUUUACUAUGGGGUGGGGAAUUUAAAUAAAUGCAAAAGAAACAAA